Danaus chrysippus (African queen) is the source of this 1074-nucleotide messenger RNA. The record is from the annotation of a GenBank genome assembly. NCBI's taxonomy places the organism in Eukaryota, Metazoa, Arthropoda, Insecta, Lepidoptera, Nymphalidae.
AUGGAAAACGAAGACACGCCGCAAAUUAUAACACAUAUUGAACAUAAUAUGAACCACUGUCUAUUCGAUUGUAAGUGGAUUCCCUGUUCAGCAAAGUUUGUUGUCAUUGGGUCUUUGCCGAAAGGAAGUGGGACUCUAGAAAUAUUUGAGAUAAGCUCUGGUGAAUUAAAAAAAGUUAAGGAAAUCGAAAGACCAAACUCUUUCAAAUGUGGUACUUUUGGUGCCAGUAGUGAUAUAGAAAGAAGAUUAGCGACUGGUGAUUUUAAGGGCACCCUCGAAAUAUGGGAUUUAGAAAAAAGUUCUCAGGUUUACAUCACCAAGGAACACACAGAUAUUAUAAAUUCAAUCGAUGGAAUGGGCGGGAAUACUGUUAAUUGUGGUGCUCCAGAGAUUGUUACUGGCAGUAGAGAUGGAACAGUGAAAGUUUGGGAUCCUCGUCAGAGAGGCAAGGCUGUAGCUAACAUGCAACCAGCUAAAGGUGAAAUAAGACGAGACUGCUGGGCCGUUGCAUUUGGAAACUCAUUCAAUGAUGCCGAGAGAAUUGUCAUUGCUGGUUAUGAUAAUGGAGACUUAAAAAUGUUUGAUCUAAGAACUAUGUCCCUCAGAUGGGAAUGUAAUUUAAAAAAUGGGGUAUGCAGUGCUGAAUUUGAUCGGAAGGAUAUACCAAUGAAUAAACUUGUAGCAACAACAUUAGAAGGCAAAUUUCAUGUUUUUGAUUUGAGAACACAAAAUCCAACAAAAGGCUUUGCACAGGUUCUGGAUAACUCCGCGAAAAGUGGAACGAUUUGGGUUGCUCGCCAUUUACCUCAGAAUCGUGAUUUGUUCAUAACUUGCGCUGGGAACGGCCAGGUGUCGUUGUGGAAAUACCAGUAUCCCGAACAGCGGUCACACGUCGACUCAAACGGCGUGACAGUAGGCGUCGCGGGAAAAUUGAAUCGUCUGCAGCGCAUGGUUGUCAGCUCUCAGCCAAUCAACGCUCUCGAUUGGAACAGAGACCACACGGGAUUGGCUGUUGCCACAGCUUACGACCAAUGCGUCAGAGUUAUAGUUACAACUAAACUUAACCUACAUUGA